AUGGCUUCGACAUUGUUUCCACGCCUCCCCGAUCGUCCUCUCUCUAAAAGAGGGCGCACCGAUGAAACCUUUCUGUUUUCCGCAAAGAACAUUGACAAAUUUCCACGAUUCCAUAUUAUCCACACUGAAUGCCCAGAAAUGACAGCAAGAUUAGUCUCACCUUUCCUUGUGUCGAAGUGUCUUACGGACAUAAUCGGACCAGGUUACAAAGCCACGAAAAUGGCCAGUGGAGACCUUCUCCUAGAAGUUCAGAACAAGACCCAGUAUGACAAACUGAACACCCUCCUGUCCUUUGGCAAUACUCCUAUAACGGUAACUGCACACCGCUCCUUGAACACAGUUCGUGGUGUGGUAUCUGAUAGUGACCUCUUGAAUCUCACCGAAAAUGAACUCCUUGACGGAUGGAAAGAUGAAAAUGUUAUCCAAGUGCAGCGAAUCAAGAUAAGGCGCAAUGACCAGGAAAUACCGACAAAGCACUUAAUCCUAACCUUUGGCUCCAGUAUACUCCCAGAAUAUAUCCAAGCAGGCUACAUAAAGAUACGUGUCAGACCAUACAUUCCUAAUCCUCGCAGGUGCUUCAAAUGCCAGAAGUUUGGUCAUAGCUCCCAGAGCUGCCGUGGCCGAACGUCCUGUGCAAAAUGUGGUGCUAACAACGAACACACAGCUGAAAAUUGCACAUCUGACCCGCAUUGUUCAAACUGUGAUGGAGAUCAUCCUGCGUACUCGCGCUCUUGCCCUGCGUGGAAGAGAGAGAAGGAGAUCAUCACCCUAAAAGUGAAGGAGAACAUUUCAUUUAAUGAAGCAAGAAAGCGAUUUUCUUUUGUAAAACCUUCUUAUGCCGAUACGGUGCGCGUGGGGGCUGCGCCGCACCGGCCUCUAGCAGCUGUCCGAACCACACAUAGUGGGCCGGCAGCAGCUACUUCUGCCCCCUCGGUGGUGGCAGCUGCCGCUGCUCCACCUUCGUCUAAGAAGGACCAGCAGGCCUCCGAGCCUGUGGCCUUUAAGGCCCCUGCACAUGCAGUGAGGCCUGACAAAUCGUCCCAUGUGCCCCGGGAAAGGGCGAACAGCGCCUCGCAAGAGGCGAUGGAUACUUCUUCUUGCCCCUCUACGCCUCUGGCACAGAGGGAGCGGCGUGGCUCACUUGAGCGCGCCAAAAAAGAAAAAUCUCGAAUUACUGCUCCACAAAAAAACACAGUUCCUUAAGUUGAAUACCUUGUUUUGUACACAGAGCAUUCAUUUUUCUUUUAAUUAUAUGGCUGUCCAAAUUUUGCAGUGGAACGUCAGAGGUCUUAUCAAUAAUCUAGAUGACGUCCAAGAACUCAUCAGUCACUUCCAGCCGAAGAUGCUCUGUGUACAAGAAACGCAUCUGAAUUCAUCACAUAAUAAUUUUCUUAAGCAGUUCGUAAUUUUUAGAAAAGAUCGUGAUGGUGCUCUCACAUCAUCAGGAGGCGUUGCGAUAAUUGCUGAUAAGUCGAUCGCCUGUCAAGAGGUGACAUUACAGACUCCUCUUGAGGCUGUGGCAAUCCGCGCCAUAUUGCAUGAUAGGCUCGUAACACUGUGCUCGUUAUAUAUUCCACCAGAUUAUAUAUUAAAUAGGAUGGUCUUUGAAAACUUGAUAUCCCAGCUGCCUCAGCCCUACAUGUUGCUUGGUGAUUUUAAUGCCCACAAUACAUUAUGGGGCGACUCGCGGUGUGAUGCAAGAGGUCGCCUCAUUGAAAAUAUCCUGCUCUCUACAGGUACCUGCCUCUUCAAUAAGAAGGAACCUACCUUCUACAGUACGAGACACAACACGUGCUCUGCCAUAGAUUUAACAAUUGGCUCUCCUUCACUACUUCCACAUUUCGAAUGGUCAGUGAUCAAAAAUCCGUAUGGAAGUGAUCACUAUCCUAUCAUUCUACAUACGGCAGAACAAUUGGGACAUAAUACCUACCCGCCUCGCUGGAAGCUAGAGAGUGCAGAUUGGCAACGCUAUCGGGAACUUAGCUACGUAUCUCGAAAUUCUAUUAAUAACCUAAGUAUAGAUGGUGCAGUCUCAUAUAUCACUGCUGUCAUAAUUGACGCGGCAACAAACUGUAUACAGCAGACACAUGGUUCCGCAAGCAAAAAACGAAUCCCUUGGUGGAAUGACGCAUGUAGAAAGGCGCGGAAAGAUCAAAAUAAGGCUUGGGGCCUUUUGCGCCGUUCACCAACGACAGAAAACCUUGUAAAUUUUAGACAGAUGAAAUCAAGAGGGCGGCGCACACGACGCCAAGCACGCAGAGAAAGUUGGGAAAGGUUCCUGUCAGGAAUCAAUUCUUACACGGAUGAGGCUAAGGUGUGGAAGAGAUUGGGAAAAUUUUAUGGUCGACAAUCGCACCCACUUCCUUUGGUGAACGACCAAGGGGAAAGCUUGGCAGACCAGGCUAACGCGCUUGGUAACCACUUUGAAAACGUAUCUAGUUCGGCACACUACUCCGAGUCCUUCCUCAAACGCAAAGCUAUAGCCGAAAAAAAGCCAGUCAAUCGUAAAGGUGUAGAUGAUGAACCAUACAACCGUCCUUUUACUCUCGCCGAAUUUAAGGCUGCACUGAGCAGCUGUAGCAACUCCUCACCUGGAGGUGACAGAGUUGUAUAUGACAUGAUAAGAUACCUGAAUGCUGAAAGUCAAAUGGCAUUACUUUCCCUUUUUAAUAGAAUCUGGGCUGCGGGAUACAUACCUUGCACAUGGAAGGAAGCUAUAGUAAUUCCUAUUCUAAAGACAGGCAAAGACCCAUCUUCAGUAUCCAGCUAUAGGCCAAUAGCGCUCACAAGUUGUAUCUGUAAGCUUUUCGAGAAAAUGAUUAACCGACGAUUGCUAUAUUAUCUGGAAAAUAACAAUGCGCUAGAUACAUAUCAGUGCGGUUUUAGAGAAAACAGAUCAACCGUUGACCACCUUGUUCGAAUAGAAGCAAUUAUAAGAGAUGCUUUUGUCCACAACCAAUAUUUUUUGUCUGUCUUUUUUGAUAUGGAGAAAGCCUAUGAUACAACAUGGCGCUAUGGAAUACUACAAGACCUAUCGUCUAUGGGGGUACGAGGCAAGAUGUUGAAUCUCGUAGAAAGUUAUCUCUCGAACCGAACUUUCCGUGUUAGACUUGGGAACACACUGUCAAGAGUUUUCAUUCAGGAAACUGGUGUACCUCAGGGAGGUGUCCUGAGUUGCACAUUGUUCAUCGUUAAAAUGAAUUCGCUUCGUUCUGCCAUACCACCAACAAUUUCUUACUCUGUUUACGUCGAUGACGUCCAGAUAGGUUUUAAGUCUUGCAAUCUGGCCAUCUGUGAAAGACAAGUCCAGCUGGCUGUUAGCAAAAUGUCGAAAUGGGCAGAUGAGAAUGGCUUCAGGUUUAGCGCUCAAAAAAGCACUUGUGUGCUUUUCUCUCGAAAGAGGGGUUUAGCUGCAGAUCCUGCCAUUGAGCUGCAUGGAGUACACC
Dermacentor silvarum is the source of this 3446-nucleotide messenger RNA. RefSeq lists its product as uncharacterized. Lineage: Eukaryota; Metazoa; Arthropoda; Arachnida; Ixodida; Ixodidae. The coding region runs from base 1 to 1203 and encodes 400 amino acids. Gene Ontology annotation, molecular function: nucleic acid binding; zinc ion binding. The transcript has 2 exons. The record is from RefSeq and is a predicted model, not a curated record.